UUCCCGCUACCAUUUAAGAUACACACUUCUCAGUUCUCUAAAUCUGUUAUGGCAAUGGCUUCAACUUUGUCUUGCUCAUCUUCACCCCUGGUAUCAAACAGGGCUACUCUUCCUUGUUCCACUAAACUUAUAAUGCCGUUCUCUGUAUCAUUUCCGUCCAAGAAUUCAGUCAAUCACGGGAUGUCUGUUGUAAGGGCACAGGCUACUGGUGAUCAUAACAAAGAUACGUCAGUGGACGUGCACGUUAACAAGGAUAAUAAAGGCCAAGGGACAGCCGUUGAGAAAAGGCCUAAACGGCUGGCUAUGGAUAUCUCUCCUUUUGGUAAGUAAUAUUAGCUUAGUCACAACUCAGUGCAAUUUAUUUUAUUCGGUAGUAUCAAUCGUAACAUGAUCCGGGGAAUGUUGGACACAAUGGACCGGUUGUUCGAGGAUAGCAUGGCGUUUCCUACCACCGGCCGAAGAAGAGGAGAGGUGCGUACCCCUUGGGACAUCAAAGACGAUGAACAUGAGAUCAAAAUGCGAUUCGAUAUGCUGGGGUUGGCGAAAGACGACGUUAAGGUCUCCGUGGAGGACGAUGUUCUGGUUAUAAAGGGAGAGCAGAAUAAGGAAGAGAGCCACGAUGAUUGGACUAACAGGAACUACAGCUCUUAUGAUACUCGUAUCCAAUUACCCGACAACUGCGAUAAGGAUAAAAUCAAGGCAGAGCUGAAGAAUGGAGUUCUCUUCAUCUCCAUUCCCAAGACCAAAGUUGAACGCAAAGUUAUUGAUGUAGAAAUUCAGGAAAAUGGCUAA
Molecule: messenger RNA, 792 nt
Organism: Hibiscus syriacus
Lineage: Eukaryota; Viridiplantae; Streptophyta; Magnoliopsida; Malvales; Malvaceae
Product: small heat shock protein, chloroplastic-like
Exons: 1
Biological process (GO): response to heat
Source: RefSeq, a predicted model, not a curated record